This is a messenger RNA of Panicum virgatum (switchgrass), 772 nucleotides long. RefSeq names its product secreted RxLR effector protein 161-like. The record is from RefSeq and is a predicted model, not a curated record. Bases 34 to 660 code for a protein of 208 amino acids. Lineage: Eukaryota; Viridiplantae; Streptophyta; Magnoliopsida; Poales; Poaceae. The transcript has 2 exons.
UCCUACGCUGGGAAGCUGCUGGAGCGGAGCGGGAUGGGCGAGUGCAGGGCGUGCCAGACGCCCAUGGAGGAGAAGAUCAAGCUGUCAAAGGACAGCACUGCCCCCUUGGUGGAUGCCACGAGCUACCGGAGCAUCGUCGGCGCGCUGCGCUACCUCACGCACACACGGCCGGACAUCGGGUUCGCCGUGGGGUACGUGAGCCGGUUCAUGGCAGAGCCGCGGGAGGAUCACCUCGCCGUGGUCAAGCAUCUGCUCCGCUAUGUGGCAGGGACGCGCGACUACGGGCUCGUCUACCUAAGGAGGAGCAGAGGAGAGCUGGAGCUGAUCGGGUUCAGCGACAGCGACAUGGCGGGCGACGUUGAUGGACGAAGGAGCACGACUGGCGUGCUCUUCUUCCUUGGAGCGUGCCCGAUCUCCUGGCAAUCGAUGAAACAGAAGGUCGUCGCGCUGAGCACUUGCGAGGCAGAGUACAGUGUGGCGGCGACGGCAUGUUGCCAGGGAGUUUUGUUGGGGCGGCUGCUGGCUGAGCUCACCAGAGAAGAAGCUCGGGCACCCGUCCUGAUGGUGGACAACCAGUCCGCCAUCGCCUUAGCAAAGAACCCCGUCCACCACGACCGGAGCAAGCACAUCGACUUGGGCGCGUUCGACUCACAGAGUUGAGGACCAAGAUUGGGGUUGAGGAGAUCAAGCAAGAGCAAAGCGAUUAGGGGAAGAAUUGUUAGAUAAUCACCAUGCUCUAGCUUGUACUUUUUCUCAUGCCUGCAGGAGCUCU